CGUAACAAUUGGAACGAAGUUGAUGAUAGUAUACUUCGUCUGAAAGUCACUGCCACUGUCAUCAUCUCAUCGAUCGAUUCAUCGAGGGAGAGAAGAAGAUGUGGGUGUUUUACCUGAUAUCUCUUCCCCUCACGGUGGCGAUGGUACUAUUCACGCUUAAGUACUUCGCCGCCCCUUCCGUACCUCUAUACGUUCUCUUCACCGUUGGAUACACUUGGUUCGUUUCUCUCUCCAUCAUCAUCCUCGUUCCCGCUGAUAUCUGGGUGACAAUAUCUUCCAAACUGGACAAUGGAGGCAUUUCUUUCUUUUGGAGCUGGUCAUAUUGGAGUACAUUUUUGCUUACUUGGGCCGUCGUGCCCCUUAUUCAGGGUUUUGAAGAUGCUGGCGACUUCACUGUAUCGGAAAGAUUGAAGACUAGUAUACAUGUUAACUUGGUCUUCUAUCUAAUUUUGGGAUCCAUUGGCUUUUUUGGACUUAUUCUUCUCAUUAUGAUGCACAGGCACUGGAGUGGAAGUAUUUUGGGAUUCGCCAUGGCUUGCUCAAAUACUUUCGGACUAGUUACUGGUGCAUUUCUUCUUGGAUUCGGUUUAAGUGAAAUUCCCAAAAACGUUUGGAGAAAUGCUGACUGGACCACCCGACAAAAAGUUCUUUCCCACAAAAUUGCUAAAAUGGCUGUUGAACUUGAUGAUGCUCAUCAAGAACUCUCAAAUGCUAUUGUUGUUGCUCAAGCCACUUCGAAGCACAUGUCCAGGCGUGAUCCUCUGAGACCUUACAUGGAUAUAAUUGAUGACAUUCUAACUCAAAUGUUUAGGGAAGAUCCAUCUUUCACACCACAAGGUGGCCGAUUAGGGGGAAGUGAUAUGGAUUAUGAUACUGAUGAGAAGUCAAUGGCAACAUUAAGACGUCAUCUACGGGGAGCUACCGAGGAGUACUACAGAUAUAAAAGCGAGUACAUGACUUAUGUACUAGAAGCCCUUGAAUUGGAAGAUACGACUAAGAAUUAUGAACGCCGCCACAUAACUGGAUGGAAAUAUAUGUCAAGCAUCAGACCUGCUCGAACUGGCAUGCUAGGGUCUUUAUUUGACACUUUAGAAUUUUUCUGGCGAUGCAUUUUGAGAAAACAAGUGGAAAAAGGGUUAGCUGUUUUACUUGGUAUCAUGUCUGUUGCAAUUCUUCUAGCAGAGGCAACUCUUCUACCAAGUGUUGAUCUAUCUCUUUUCUCCAUUCUUAUAAAAUCUGUUGGAACACAGGAGAUGCUUGUGCAGGCUUUUGCUUUUGUUCCACUCAUGUACAUGUGUAUUUGCACAUACUUCUCCCUGUUCAAAAUUGGAAGGCUAGUGUUUUAUUCUUUGACACCCAGACAGACCAGCUCAGUUAGCCUGCUUAUGAUAUGCUCUAUGAUUGCUCGCUAUGCUCCCCCUGUUUCAUACAACUUUCUCAAUCUCAUUCGCCUAGGGUCUCAUAAAACAACUAUAUUUGAACAGCGAAUGGGGAAUAUCGAUAAUGCUGUCCCUUUCUUUGGAGAUAAAUUUAACAAAAUCUUUCCACUUAUAAUGGUUAUAUACACCAUUUUGGUUGCAAGCAACUUCUUUGACAGGGUAUUUGAUUUUCUGGGGAGUUGGAGGAGGUAUAUUUUCAAAACUGAAGCCGAAGAUAUGGAUGGUUUCAAUCCAUCAGGGUUAAUUAUCUUGCAGAAAGAACGGUAUUGGCUUGAACAAGGGCGUAAAGUAGGCGAGCAAGUUGUUCCACUAGCAAGGAAUUUUAAUAGUACUGAUGUCGAAUCAAGCAACAAUAUUAUGGAGGAGAAUGGAGUUGAAAUGAAGGGAACUCCCAAAAUUAUGAAGGAAGAGACAAGGAGAUAUAGUUCGAGCAGGGAAGCGAUCAGCAGCAAGUAUGCUUCUGUCAGACAGCAGAGUGGACAAGCAUCUAAAUUGAAGGCAGAAGAGAGAAACUUAGACUCUGCUAAGGUUUCGUUGCUUGAUAAAGGCGAUACUCAUGGUAACACUUCUGGAACUUCUAGUUUAGGUUCAACAUGGCAAACAUUAAAGAAAGGCUUUACGAGUUUCAAGGCUGACAUCGGUGGUGCCAAAGGGUUUUUACCCAUUCGGCAAACACAGCAAGAUAGUAUCUCUCGUGUUCCCUCAUCCGAAUCCCUUGAUGAUAUAUUUCAAAGACUGAAAAAGCCUUCAACGGACCAAGCCUUUUACAACAACGGUUCUUCUCGAUGAUGUCGAUAGUUUGGGUAAGAAGUGGUAAUACUAUUUACAUACUAUCAUGUACAGUAGUAGAGAAAUCUUGCAUGGUUUCUUCUCUUUCCUUUUUGGUUGUUUAUAGCCCAGGUGCAAUGUAAAGAAGAAAAUAUAGUCUGCUAUACAAGAGUUAAUACAUGUUCCAAAUUAAUCACAUAAAUACAGUAUAUUCUCUACGAUGAGUAAUUCCCUUUAAAGAGUAAAGUAAGUAAUGUAAAAAUUCUCAACCAAAGAAGGAAUACUUCAAAUUGUACAAGACAGCAAAGCUGGUCUCAGAUAUGUUGUUUUGUAAUUUUUUGACCACUGUAGGUUUAAUAUACCUCUAGAAAAGAA
Molecule: messenger RNA, 2582 nt
Organism: Trifolium pratense (red clover)
Lineage: Eukaryota; Viridiplantae; Streptophyta; Magnoliopsida; Fabales; Fabaceae
Product: LMBR1 domain-containing protein 2 homolog A-like
Exons: 14
Coding region: 99-2228 (709 amino acids)
Cellular component (GO): membrane
Source: RefSeq, a predicted model, not a curated record